AUGUUGCGUUUUACUCGCUGCAGUCUCACUGGACGUGCGAUGAUCUCUCGUGGAAGUCCGGAGUGGUCACAUCGUCUGGACCUUAAAAAGGGGAAAAAAACGAUACUAAUGCACAAGCUUGGCACAAGCAAGCCCAACAAUGCACUUCAGUACGCGCAGAUGACACUGCAUGACUUAACAGAAUGGUGCCUCACGUAUUCGCUGUGGCCGCUGACUUUUGGUCUGGCGUGCUGCGCAGUGGAGAUGAUGCACGCGUAUGCUGCUCGUUACGACUUGGAUCGCUUUGGCAUCGUUCCGCGUCCCACACCUCGUCAGGCGGAAAUUAUUAUCGUCUCCGGCACUGUGACUAACAAGAUGGCGCCACUCCUUCGGAAUAUUUAUGUUCAGAUGGUAAAUCCAAAGUGGGUUAUCUCAAUGGGAAGUUGCGCCAAUGGUGGCGGUUACUAUCAUUUUUCAUACGCCGUGUUACGUGGGUGCGAACGGGCCAUUCCUGUAGAUUUUUGGAUCCCCGGCUGCCCGCCUUCCGCAGAGAGUCUUGUUUUUUGUCUACACACAUUGCAGAAGAAGAUCCGCUGGCAUGAGAUACAAAAGUACUCCGUCCGCGGCUAA
Trypanosoma cruzi is the source of this 609-nucleotide messenger RNA. RefSeq names its product NADH-ubiquinone oxidoreductase 20 kDa subunit, mitochondrial precursor, putative. Gene Ontology annotation, biological process: mitochondrial respiratory chain complex I assembly; electron transport coupled proton transport; aerobic respiration. Gene Ontology annotation, molecular function: NADH dehydrogenase (ubiquinone) activity; 4 iron, 4 sulfur cluster binding; quinone binding. The transcript has a single exon. The record is from RefSeq and is a predicted model, not a curated record. NCBI's taxonomy places the organism in Eukaryota, Euglenozoa, Kinetoplastea, Trypanosomatida, Trypanosomatidae. The coding region runs from base 1 to 609 and encodes 202 amino acids.